Messenger RNA from Paramecium pentaurelia, 3508 nucleotides. NCBI's taxonomy places the organism in Eukaryota, Ciliophora, Oligohymenophorea, Peniculida, Parameciidae. The record is from the annotation of a GenBank genome assembly.
AUGCAAGUCUUAAUUAAUUCAAUCUAUGAAUCAGCUGGAGAUACCAGAAUUGAAUUAAUUAACUUAAUGCAAGACGACAUCAAGGCAAAGAAGGGAAUUGUUCUUGGUGACUUAAGCAGAAUAUUUAUUAUGAUAAAUCAAAUGCUCAUUGAUACAAAUAAAUAGGUGAUCUUAGCUACUCAUGGAUUAUUAUCAUCUGUAUCUCUAUUAACUUAAUAUAUUAAGCUAAUUGAUUAUUUAUUACCUGCUGAAUUAGAAGGAGGUUUAAAACACUUUGAAAAUUAGCUUAUUCAUAAUCUGGCUGAUAGUGAUAGAUAGAUAAGGAAAUCAACUAAAUCUAUUUUCCUUAAAUUUAUAGCUAAGACUAGAAACUCAGAAUAAGUUUUAGAACUAUUAAGUGAUUCCUUUAAAAAUAAAAAUUUUUACAUAAGGGAAAGAUCUAUAAAUUUAAUUCCGGAUAUUUUUAUAGCAGAUAAGUCAAUAUUUUGCAAUAGAACUGGGUAGACUUGUAAAUUAAUUUAGAAUUAAUGAAGUGAGAAAAGUUAUUGAAUCUAUAAUAAUUCAUUUAAACGAUGUUAAUGAAUCAGUUAGAAAAGCAAGUAAGAAAGUGAUAUAGAAUCUUAAGAAUAUAGAGAAUUUCGAAUUAGUUUAUAGAAGAUUAGCAGUUUAACAUCAAAAUGUAGUUGAUAAAAUACAAUAAGAAAUGCCGCCAAAGGUUGAUAAGUUUAUUGAAUUGAAUUUUAAAAUCUAAGAACAUAAAGAUCCAUUGUUUGAUUAGUUUGUGCCUUUUGAAUUUAUAGCAAAAACAAAUUUAACAAUAGAUGAUUUUCCUUAAGACUUAAAGACAUAAUUAUAUUUUGGCUUUUUGCCAAAGGAAAUAUUGUAGGAUACUUUGAAUCAAAAAGAUUUAGCUAUUAGAGAAAAAGGAAUAACAGAAUUAAAUAUGCAAUUUUUUGAGGAUGAGGGUGAAUCAUAAAAUUAUGAGUAAAAAACUGUAGAUAAAAUAGUAAAGGGAAGCUUUAUGCCAUCAUUUUUCAAAUAUAUAUCUUCAUUGUUCUUUAGUGAAGAUAAGAAAAUAAUAUUGAUGAUCUUAAAUAUAAUAGGAAAAAUUAUGUAAGUACCAGGAGUUUAAGUAAAUGUUUAUUUACCACUUUGUUUGCCAGGAUUAGUUUAGUGUCUUAAAGAUGAAAGAGUAAUAAUCAGAUAAAAAGCAUUAUUUUUGUUAAGGAAAUUAACAAAUUAUAUUAGCAAGAAAUAAUAUUUUUAAAAUUUAAUAUAUUUCUUAGAAUAAAAGAUGGAUAAUUGGCAUCAAAAAGAAGAACUAAUAAAUUUAGUUUCUUAUUUGAUAUUGAUGAUUCAUCCAAGUGAAUAAUGGUUUUAUGGAAUUGAUUGGAAAGAAAUGAAUAUAAAAUAAGAAAAAUAAAUUGAAGAAUUAUCAUUUAAUCUAAGAGAAGUUGAUUUUAAAAAUAGUUUGAUUACUAUUGCUUCUUAUUUAAAUGAUUCUAUAGCUAAAGUUAAGUAUGCCUCUUUGGAAUGUCUUAGUUUAUUAGCAUAUUUAGAUAAGAAACAUUUGGAAUAUUUACAUGAAAUUCUUAAUAAUAAAGUCUAUGAAAAGUUAAAUGAUAAAGUAGAUAAUGGAAUUGUAUAUUUUAUAAAUGAUAAUGGCAAUUUAGAAUUACCUUAAUUUAAUAUCAAAAAAUUAGAGGAACAAAAAAUAUAAUCAUAAAUUAAAUUGUCAAUGGUUUAAUCUAUAUAAAGUGAACCCAAACCUUAAACUCCAGUAGAAUCAGAAAAAUCAGAAGAGAGUCGUUAUAAAAUUACAUAUUAUUAUGAUAAAUUUCAAAUGUCUUUAAAUGAUAAAAUCAUUAAAUCUAAUGCUUCAAUAGAUAGUUUAUUUGCUUCAGAACAUAAAAAUAAUCAAGGAACUAAAUAUGAUAUGAUAAUUCCAUUAGGAUAAUUUUAAUAAACAAAAGCCAAUGAAUAAUUCAAAUUAGUCAAUUCUAAUUUAUAUAUAGAAAAGGAAAAAGUUGAUGAUAAUCCAUAUGAAGAUGAAAUUAUGCAUUCUGAUGAAGAUGAAUUAUAAUCUAUUGAAUUUGAAUAUCCAACACGUACUCUUAAAUAUAGAGGCCAUGCUCCAGAUCAAAUUACAAAAUCUAAAUAUUAACCUAUUGAUGAUAUAAAGUCAAGAGUAUUUCAUACAAUUAAAUAAUUAAAUGAGGACAUCAAUGUAGAUCUACAAAUACCUAAAGUAAUUAAGGCUAAUGUAGGAGCCUAUUCUGGAUAUAAAUAUGAAGAUGAAGAAGAAGCAGAUGAUGAAGAAAUAUUUAUUGAUACAAAACUAAUAAAAUAAUAGCAUAGAUAAACAUAACCUACAUAAGAAGAAUCAAUAAUAAAUGAUGAAAAAGUAAUGAAAGAAAAUUAUGCAGAUAAUUAAAUAGAAUAAGUUUAAGAAAUUAUAAAGAAUUAAUAAUUAAUUUAUACACCAGAAUAACGAUAUUAAAAAAGAUUAGAUGAAUUUUUAUUAUCUUUUGAAUAAAGAGAUAGUAAAAAUAAAGGAAAAAAUGCAAGAAAAUUAAAGAAGAAACUAAAAGAAAUUGCAAAAUAAGAAGAAUUACCUAAAGUAUUUGAUAUGCCUGUAUUUAUUGAUAAUGCUAGAGCAGAAACUGCAGCUUUAUUGAUAAAUUUAUCUUCAUUAAAUUUAGAUUUAUUAGCAGUGUCUCUACAUAAAUUUAGAGUUUUACUUUAAAAUCAUUUAUCUGAUGUAUAUGCUUCUUAAGUUCCAUUGUUAUAAAUUGUUAAUGAUGUAUGCAGAAUAUUAUCAACAUAAAGUGAUAAUCCACUUUAUGCUAUUGAUUACUCAUAAUACAAAAAGAAUAUACCUCCUUAGAUAGUUGUUAGAAAAAUAGUUUUUAUUGCUCUUUAGACUUUGAGUGUGGCUGUUUAAACAUUAAGAAGUACAUUAAUUUAAGUUUAAAAAAUGUUUACUGUUUGUGGAGUUUGGCUUUAGGAUGAUAAUAAAUAAAUUAGUCAAUAAGCUGAGCAAACUAUGCUUGACAUAUUGAGAUUUUGUGAUGAUUCUUAAUUGUAGAAUAUAUUACCUAAUUUAUAUAAUAAAUAAUCUUUUAAUAGUAAAAUAUAUGUUGGUGUACUUAUUGAACAUUUAGUAAUAAAAUAUCAAAGAGAAAUUUUUAAGUCAGUCCAUUUUAAUAAUAUUAUCUAAUUAAUAUCUUAGAUGGUCAUUGAUUAAUCAUUUGAUGUUAGAAGAAUUGGAAAAAAAGUAUUUUUUAAAAUUUUAACUCUUGGAAAAUAUCAAAUUGAAGAAAUUGUUAUGUAAAUGCAUUAAUAAGAAAAGAAUUAAAUGAAAGAAUUAAUGUAGAGAUAUGAUGAAUUAGUUACUGAUCAUUAAAUUGGAAUUUUUGAUUAAGAAGAGUAUAUGGGAUUAUAGGUAAUGCCUUAAAAAUUCAAUUUUGAAUAUGAAAUGAUAGAUGACUAAAUAUUUAUGAAAUGA